Messenger RNA from Morus notabilis, 2193 nucleotides. Its product is annotated as ribonuclease III domain-containing protein RNC1, chloroplastic. Gene Ontology annotation, molecular function: ribonuclease III activity; double-stranded RNA binding. The coding region runs from base 172 to 1776 and encodes 534 amino acids. The record is from RefSeq and is a predicted model, not a curated record. Gene Ontology annotation, biological process: rRNA processing; regulation of gene expression. The transcript has 5 exons. Gene Ontology annotation, cellular component: nucleus. NCBI's taxonomy places the organism in Eukaryota, Viridiplantae, Streptophyta, Magnoliopsida, Rosales, Moraceae.
GCGCUCUUUCCACCUUAUCCAACCUCCAAAACCCGCACAAGAACCGAACCAGUCUCACUAAACCCUCCAUCUAUGGCGGAUCAAUCCCACCCCUAAAACCCCACUUCCUUCUAGAAUCCACCAAAACCCAAAACCAGUUCUUCAUCUUGCUUCGCCAUUGAAGCUCCAAAAAUGGAACUCUCUUCUUCCUUCACGAACCUCCCGAACCCCUCAAAUUACUCCUUCUCGUCCUCCUUCUCAACCUUCCCAAUCCGGAUUUCUCUCAAAACCUUGAACCCGAAAACCCCAACAUCGCGAAACCUCCGAAUUUUCGCCGUCGCCGUCGAUCCACAACAAGACCUCCCUCGGAACUCUCCCCAGCGACUCCUCAAAGAGCUCGCCGAGCGCAAGAAGGCGACUUCUCCGAAGAAGAAGGUCCCGCCGAAGCGGUUCGUGCUCAGACCUCCAUUGGACGACAAGAGAUUAGCGGAGAGAUUCCUCAACAGCCCCCAAUUGUCCCUCAAAUCGUUCCCAUUGCUGAGCUCUUGCUUGCCCUCUUCGCGGCUCAACAAUGCCGACCAAACCUGGAUCGACGAAUACUUGCUCGAGGCCAAACAGGCCCUCGGGUACCCGCUCGAGCCCUCCUAUCGGUUCGGGGACGAUAAUCCGGCGAAGCAAUUCGACACGCUUCUGUACUUGGCGUUCCAGCAUCCUUCUUGCGAAAGGACGAACGCGAGACAUGUGCGGUCGGGGCAUUCGAGGUUGAGCUUUCUGGGGCAGUACGUUCUUGAGCUGGCGUUCGCGGAGUUUUUCCUGCAGAGGUAUCCGAGGGAGUCGCCGGGGCCGAUGAGGGAGAGGGUGUAUGCGCUGAUCGGGAAGAGGAAUUUGCCCAAGUGGAUCAAAGCCGCCAGCUUGCAGAAUAUUGUGUUUCCUUACGAUAAUAUGGAUAAGAUGUUGAGGACGGAUAGGGAGCCUCCUGUUAAGUCUGUAUUCUGGGCUUUGUUUGCGGCAAUAUACUUGUGUUUUGGUAUGCCGGAAGUGUACCGUGUUCUUUUUGAAGUGUUUGGAAUGGACCCAGAAGCUGAGGACUGCCAGCCAAAAUUAAGGAGACAGCUUGAAGAUAUUGAUUGUGUUUCGGUUGAAUUUGAAGGCGGCAACAAACUUAGCUGGCAAGAUGUAGCUACCUACAAGCCUCCUGAAGAUGCUCUUUUUGCGCACCCUAGGCUCUUCAGGGCUUGUGUUCCACCAGGUAUGCACAGAUUCAGAGGAAAUAUAUGGGAUUAUGAGGGCCGACCGCUAGUUAUGAAAGCACUGGGAUAUCCCUUACCAAUGAAAGAUAGAAUUCCAGACAUUACAGAAGCCAGGAACAUUGAACUUGGACUUGGUCUACAGUUGUGUUUCUUGCAUCCAUCAAAGCACAAGUUUGAGCAUCCCCGGUUUUGCUACGAGCGAUUAGAAUAUGUUGGCCAAAAAAUCCAGGAUCUUGUAAUGGCAGAAAGGUUGUUGAUGAAGCACUUGGACGCUCCUGGAAAGUGGAUACAGGAGAGGCACCGCCGAUUGGUCAUGAACAAGUUCUGCGGUCGGUAUUUAAGGGAGAAGCGUCUCCAUAACUUUAUCAUCUACUCGGAAGAGGUUCAAGAUAAAUAUGAGCACAAUAGAAGACUACGGAAUCCAGCCACAACUGCUGUCCAACAAGCCCUUCAUGGGCUCUCAUACACUAUUUAUGGGAAGCCGGAUGUGAGGCGCCUCAUGUUUGAGGUUUUCGAUUUUGAGCAAAUCCAACCCAAAGCUGUGUAAAGAAAUAUGAAACAAAUAUGAAUCCAAAUUCAAUAGGUGGGUUAAAAUAGACAAGAUAGGGUAUACUUGCAUCCGCCAGAAUGAUAUCUGGUACAAUUUUUGCUUUUCUUAACAAGGCUUGUUUAUUAUAGGUAUGUCAAAGUGCUAAUUGCUUUUAUUGGAAGAAUGCUAUAGGACACCGGUGGUGUUAUUUAAGAGAAUGUGGGUCUCGUAGUAUGAAACUCACCUUCCAUUUAUGGUGAUGUUUAGCACCGGUGGUGUUCCAAGCAUCUUUCUUUUUAUUGUAUUCCAUUAACAUUAGGCAUUCUUGCAUGGUAGACAACAUUUGGUAUUGCUUUGAAAUUAUACGAGGAUAAUGGAGCAUAAUACAAUAUUGAGAGUGGAAAUGCUGAUGCUAUCAUGUCAUAUAUGGAAUAC